GAAGAAAAUAUUUGGAUAAGGAUUACAAAGUUUGAGAUUGUCUCAAAUUCAAGCGACCGACCUAUUGUUGCCGUUUGUUUAUUAAACUCAAACAAACAAAUUAUUUAAUUAUCAAAAAAAAAACAAACAAAUUAUUUAACCUACUGCCAAAUUACACAAACAAAAUUGAAUCAAGAACCCACCGCACGCACCACAAAGAAUGGCUUGGAAUUUCGGAAAUACCACCACCGCCUUCUUCAUCUUAUUUGUUUUCUUUCUCUCCGCCACGGCCACUACCACCACCGCUCCCACGGCGUACGAAGCAAUCGAAUCGUACGGAUUUCCAGUAGGGCUUCUCCCAAAAGGGGUAACACAUUACGAUCUUGAUACUUCUUCCGGCAAAUUCAACGCCUAUUUAAACGGUUCGUGCAGUUUCUCUUUAGAAGGUUCGUAUGAAUUGAAGUACAAACCCGAAAUCAGCGGGUACAUCUAUAAAGACAAGUUGACUAAUUUAUCUGGGGUGAGCGUCAAAGUGUAUUUUGUAUGGCUAAACAUUGUGGAGGUUAAGACAAGUGGUGAAAAUCUUGAAUUUUCAGUGGGUUUUGCAUCUGCUCAUUUCCCCAUUAUUAACUUUUAUGUUUGCCCGAACUGUUCUAAUUUCGACCAUAAUUAUGUUUCCUCUAUUUAG
Erythranthe guttata (spotted monkey flower) is the source of this 667-nucleotide messenger RNA. The record is from RefSeq and is a predicted model, not a curated record. NCBI's taxonomy places the organism in Eukaryota, Viridiplantae, Streptophyta, Magnoliopsida, Lamiales, Phrymaceae.